Messenger RNA from Monomorium pharaonis (pharaoh ant), 4002 nucleotides. RefSeq lists its product as uncharacterized. Lineage: Eukaryota; Metazoa; Arthropoda; Insecta; Hymenoptera; Formicidae. Gene Ontology annotation, cellular component: cytoplasmic vesicle membrane. The record is from RefSeq and is a predicted model, not a curated record. The transcript is spliced from 5 exons. The coding region runs from base 309 to 1895 and encodes 528 amino acids.
AAAUACUCGGAGAUGUUGCUACGUAGUUCAACGUGCACGUUUCUAUAUCGGGGCGCUGGUGGAUGGGGAUUCGCUUUUCAGUGACAUGUCCACAUUCGUUCUCUCCCGUUCUGUUGGCUUCUGUCAUGGUGGUAGCGCUGGUAGCGAACUGACGUCAUUGUUGAGUUCCGAAAUUGAAAUCAAUAAGUGCAAUGUGCAAUGUUGUGUGUACAUCGCGGAUGGUGAGAAAUGGCGAUUAUGUCAAAACAUCGCUCUAGAUCCCAUUGCGUUUGACUCGGAAUCGACGGCGCGAGCAUCCAUUGGCCGAGAUGGCUCGUAACGGCAAGAAGAAACUCGCGAUAUUCGUGGGUACAUCGAAGUGUCUCAUCUACGCAGAAGCAAAGUAUUGUGCCUCUGAUAUGCCUGGAGAAAUAAAAUACUAUGAAUGUUCAAGAACAGAGUAUUGUUGUGCUUUUGGUUGUUGUGUGUCUCCAGGAUUUCAUUUCCAUCACUUGUGGUACUACUGGAUCCUGGUUAUAAUCAUGUUCUUGGUCUGCUCCGGUGGUGGUUGGUGGUAUCGAUAUUGGUUGCAGGGUAGAUACAGAGCGGCAGCUUCGGCUAUUCCAACUCGAUCUUCCAAUAGAUCGCAAAAUUCUCUCCGUAAUACACCUUGCCAAGCGCAGCAGGCUCGCAUCACGUACAAUUCAGCAAGAAAUACCGUCCUAUUGCAUCGCAUGUGGAAAGGUCCUCAGAGAAAUACAGCGGCGCCAGCAUAUAACGGCAAUGCGACCACGUCGACACACUAUCAGAAUAUGAACGUCGUGUUGAACGACACUAAUUGUCCUUAUUAUCAAUUAUAUGGGCCUCCGCCUAGCUACGAAACAGUGAUAGCGCAAACGCGUGGCAAGCUCUCGAAUCCGGCAUCACCAGAGUCCUCGGGCGCGCGGUUAAAUCUACAGACUGCGAACGUGAUACCGAAUCCGAGUGUACCACAGUGUUUUUUCUAUAGCUGCAAUUCCCCGGCGAGAUUGGUGGAUGGUAAUGUGAGUCAAUGUCAGAACGACAACAUAAAUGCCCAUCAGCUAGACGGUCACGAGGGUGUUCCGUUCGCGCAUUUUUCCCAAUAUUGCGCCACAAAUGCGGUUGGUCAAGGUAUGUGCAUUUAUCCGGAAGAAUCGGCCGCAUCCGGGGGAAGUAGUUUCACUUGCAGUUACCAGAACAGCCCGCAUCGGUUGCCAGGAUAUUCAAUGGACAGACCAUCUGACCACACGUCGGAUGCGGAAAAUGUGGCUCGCGGCUACGAGAUUCCGAGUACGGAGGAACAUACGAUGCUCAAUAUUGAUGCUGCGACUAGCGGCUUCGGAGAGCACAGUCCUUGGCACGGAAAUGAUCAGUCUUUGUUACGAGUCCACGGUAAAAGCACCGUGCAGGAUGAAAAUCGAGCGUCUCAAAAGAGAUGCGUGACCACGGAUACGUGUACUCUCUCGCCUAAGUCGGAGAGUGGAAGCAAAGAGAACAAAUUCAAGCGUACAUUCAACGUUCCUGAGACGCAGAGAAACUUCUCGAGAGAGCGUACGAAUUACGGCGGUUCCCUCCGAUUACCGCGUAGACACGCUGGCAGUGUCGUUUAUCAAAGCGACAGCUUCCAAAAGGUUCUUCCCGGAGAUUCGUCGAGCGCUUCUCAACGGAACACUUUCAAUUCCGAUGGUGCGAAUUCUCUGGAACUAGAUGCGAAUUCUUCUCAAUCAAAUCCAUCCAAUAAUGUGAUAUUAGAAUCCUUUAUUUUUGAAAAUGUGCAAUUGCCUCCGAGUGAAAGUGUUGAGGAGGCUCGCGGUCUUUAUGCGAUGAAUCGUGCAAGUGCAAACUUUGAUCUUGAAAGUAAACAUAAAUUAGACAGAUCGAAGUCGCUAGACUGAAUGUAAAUCGAAAUUCUUAUCAAUGCGCGUGUCACGCGAUGUUUAUUCUUGUAUGUCUCUAUUAUUCGUGCGUAACUUUAGCAAUACAAACUUAAUCGUUCGUUAUCAAGAUACAUAUGCCAGUGAAGAUAACAUUGCAUCCAUUAAAGAUUAUUCUUUAAUGAAGUCUUCGAGCGUUACAAUGAAAUAACGAUUCUAUUUUAUCAGAAACUAUGCGAUGUUACUUUUAUUGACAUACGUGUGUAUGGCACAUUUUUCAGUGACUAUCUCGCAUUUCCCAAUUCCAUAAUAAUGUUUCACGUUUGAUUUGAUGAUUGGAAUGUGUAUAUGUCGUUCAUUAUUAUCUCACGCAGAAUUAGCAAACCUAAUACUAGACGUUAGAUUUAAAUUGCACUUUCGUAAUAUUUUUUGCAAUACUACAUUUCGAAGCAAAAAUAUUUUGAUUACUUACUGAGAUACUAAAUAUUAUCUCUAAGUGUGAUAGGCGAUAGUUCCAUAUAUCAGUGAAACAUCCUUAUUUCUGAUAGCUAUGACAAAUACUGCCAGGGGAAGAUCUUUCUAAAUGUCGUGUAUCAGACACCAAUUUUUUUUUCACUAUACUUAACAUGAUUAAGUAAGAUUAAGAUGAAAAUAAUGUUUCAAAAGCGCGGCCCAAUUUAAAUCCACCUACGCACAAAGAAAAAUAUCAAUCAUUACUCUAUAAAGUAAUGAUAAGUAAAUCGCACAUUUUUUUCAAUUGUCAAGAGGGAAAACGUACUUACAAAUUACUUAUGAAAGAUCAUAGACGUGGCUAAGAUCUUCAAUAAAAAAAAUUCGUAAUGAAUAAGAUUUAUUUGAAAUAUCGUAAAUUUUGACGUAUUUUUUCUAAACAGUAAUGUUGGUAUAUUGAACUUGACAAUGCCGAAAUGGUCUCGCUCUUCGUCCGAUAUAUUUCUAUUAAGCCAGUCUUCUUUAUAUAUUUAAGCCUCUAUUACAUAUAUAUAUAAAUAUAUGCACACUAAUAUUAUCUCUAUAUUAAAGAACGCGUAAAUUACGCAUUGCACACAUACUUGACAUUAAGCUACAGCAAAAAAUUCUAGUUUAUUACGAAAAAAAAUUUAUGAUCAAAGCAGCAAUACUCUUGUAAAAAUGCGAUCAUGCAAAAGAAAUAGAAAAAGUUCAUUCAAUUGAACAUAAGAUAAAAUACGAACGUGAAGAAAUACAUACGAAAAUAUAAUUAAAGUAAACUUGAUUACAAAUUUGAUUAUAGUUGCAUGAAAACAUUAAUUUUCUCGCGUAAUAUUACAAUUUUAACAUUUUUACUUAAAAAUCCCCUUGUAUCUACAUAUUAUGCAAGGAGAAAGACUGCGUCUUUGUGCUGUGAAUGAACAUGAACAAUUUUAAUUUACUGCAUUCUUAUCAAUGUGGGAACAUCAAUUGCGAAUCACAUUUUUUAGAUAAAUUGCAUUAAAUAAAAACUCGAUUUAUAUACGCGCUGUACUUCUGGCCAUUAUUUUUUUACGAUAGGUACACAUUGUACAUACAAACAAUGUGUAUUAAAUUUUAAGAUCACGGAAUACUACAUCGCCAGUCCUUCGAUUUAGGUUCUUGAGCAUAAUAGCGGUCCAAGAAAAUGUAAUACGUGCCAAUAGCGACAAGUCCGUUAGAUAAGCAAAUAACUGGAUAAGCGAGACGCGGUCUCGCAGCCAAGGAGGUCUUACCUUAAAAUGCAAAGCAAAAUAAAAGAGAGAGAUAUAUAUAUAUAUAUGUACACACUUAUUUUUUGUAAGUGACUCUAACUAAUAUAUAAAUGGGCUAUUUAAUGAGAGUCCGCGUGAUUAUAUAAUAAGCUUGUAUCAUAUAUAUUGUAUAUCGUAUAUAUACCUAUACAUAUGCCACCACGGAUCUACAAUAAUUUCUAGUCAGAUGUCACUAUAUUUUGUGUGCGUACGUAACCUACGCGUUAUAUCGUAUAGCUUUAACAAGCUCUAGUCUUUGAAUGAUCUUCUCACCGUAAUGUGCAAUAAUGUAUCCGCGCGGUAUCAAUGGCAUUGUAAGAUACCGUAUCUAAUGUGAAAGAAUGUCUAUCCGAAAUAAAGACACCAAAUAUUUAUUCACGUAAAACCAA